Molecule: messenger RNA, 517 nt
Organism: Effrenium voratum
Lineage: Eukaryota; Dinophyceae; Suessiales; Symbiodiniaceae
Source: the annotation of a GenBank genome assembly
GAGCAGAGCCACUUCUGGCCGGUGCCCUUCAGCGCCAAAAGGCAACGCAGGCUAUAGCUUCGUGUCUAUAGGCAACUGCCUGGCGGCUCGGACGGCAGUCCUUCUUCUGCUGAUCAGCUACAGGCAGGCACGGUGGUUGCUGGAGCAGCCGGCCCAGAGCUUCUUCUCGCAGCUCCCUUGCUGGGUCUGGCGCGGAUACUGGUGGAUGGGCGUUUUUGGUGCUCAGUCUGCCAAGCGCCACUGCGGCUGGUCAAACGACGAAGGCUUCAUCGGCCAGCUGGUUGCUGAGGGCGGCUACCUCUCCAAGCGAGAAAGGGAAGCUGUCACUUCUGCGAAGCUCACGCGCUCGUACGUGGAUGAGCAGGGCAGGCGCAAAUUUGUAGGCCAAAAGCUGCAGCUGAAGCGCAGCCAGCCCCAUAGCUGCACGUGGCCUCUGCGCUUUCAUCAUGUGAGUGCACAUUUAGUGGUCAAGUCAGAUUUUGCAGGCAGUAUCCUGCCAAAUUUGGCGCUGCCCUAG